CUUUCAUUCUCUCUAUUUAAACAACCUGCAGCACAAGCGCCAACGAAUCACUUCACCUCCUCGGCGGACAAGAACGAAACCGUGGAUUAAUAUUGCCCACUGGCCACGCAUUAAAGCCAGAAUGACAGAGUUGCAGUCUUCACCACCAAAUGAGGAGAUGAGUCUAAGUGACAUUGAACUGACUGAAUUCUUCACCAUGUUGCAAGAAUUAAACUUCACAGAUGCCGGUUACAACAACUCGCAGGUGGAAGUGCAAAUGUGCUCCACAUCCUUCAACCGUUCUGCUCUCCUCCAUGCUAUGUGCACCCUUUAUGCCUUUAUUUUUGUUGUGGGCCUGGCCGCCAACGUGCUAGUAUUGUGGGUCAACUUGCGCUCGGAGCGUCAUUACCAUGACACACACUUGUAUAUAUUGAACCUAACAGUGGCUGACCUGUGUGUGGUCGCUACUCUCCCGGUGUGGGUGAGCUCGCUGGCACAUGGAGGUCACUGGCCGUUUGGCCAGGCGGCUUGUAAGCUCACACAUCUACUCUUAAGCAUCAACCUUUUCGCCAGCAUCUUCUUCUUGGCCUGCAUGAGUGUGGACCGGUAUCUUUCGGUGGUCCACUUGAGGGAGAUUUCACACAGAAGAGGGCGACAAAUACGACGUUUAGUGUGUGCGGCAACAUGGCUGCUUGCUUUAUUCGCCUCCAUUCCUGACAUAUACUUCCUUCAGUCUGUAAAGUCACAACACAGUAAUUUGACUUUGUGUCAUCCUGUAUAUCCACAGGACAACUCUUUGCAGUGGAUGGUGGGCAUUCAGCUGAGUUUUGUGGUUCUUGGUUUUGUCAUACCCUUCCCUGUUAUAGCAGUGUCCUAUGCACUGUUGGCAAAUGCUCUGGCUUCCUCUUCCUCUCAUUCCCCUUCAAAUAGCGACCAGGAUCGCAGCUUGAGCAGGAAGGUUAUCCUUAUGUACAUAGUGGUUUUCAUAGCUUGCUGGGCACCAUAUCAUGCUGUGCUGUUAGCCGAUGCGCUAGUGAUGCUACGUGUGUUGCCGCUGGGCUGCAGUUCAGAGAAUGGCCUUUUUGUGGCGCUGCACCUUACGCAAUGCCUGUCGCUGCUGCACUGCUGUGUGAACCCUGUGGUCUACAGCUUUGCUCACCGUCACUACCGCUAUGACCUCAUGAAAGCCUUCAUCUUUAAAUACUCCAGACGUACGAGGGUUGGGUUGGCACGACUCCUGGAGGGCUCUCAGGGCACCGAGAUGGAGUACGCAAUGGUGGAAAACACCCCUACGGCUGCGAGCUAGGACCCUCAAGAACA
Messenger RNA from Cyprinus carpio (common carp), 1299 nucleotides. Its product is annotated as atypical chemokine receptor 3-like. Gene Ontology annotation, molecular function: chemokine binding; G protein-coupled receptor activity; coreceptor activity. NCBI's taxonomy places the organism in Eukaryota, Metazoa, Chordata, Actinopteri, Cypriniformes, Cyprinidae. The record is from RefSeq and is a predicted model, not a curated record. Gene Ontology annotation, cellular component: membrane. Gene Ontology annotation, biological process: G protein-coupled receptor signaling pathway; chemotaxis; angiogenesis.